UGCACAGGGUUCUCAUCGUCAGAAUGGCUGACGUGGAAAAUCUUUCUGCUGUACUGAAAAAGAAGGGUGAACUGGUGCUGGAAAACACGCCUAUUCCUUCACCAGGCAAAAAUGAGGUUCAGUUGAAAAUGGCUGCCGUGGGCAUCUGUGGCUCAGAUGUUCACUACCUUGUCAAUGGCCGCAUCGGUGAUUUCAUCGUCAAGGCUCCUAUGAUACUCGGUCACGAGUCCUCAGGGAUUGUUUCCGCUGUGGGCGAAGGUGUCACCGACCUGAAAGUUGGUGACCGCGUAGCCAUUGAGCCUGGAGUGCCUUGUAGGAUGUGCUCUUUCUGUAAGGGAGGUCGCUACAAUCUUUGCCCUGAUGUGAUCUUCUGUGCCACUCCCCCGGUUGAUGGCUCUCUACGUCGCUACUACUGCCAUGCUGCUGAUUUCUGCUAUAAGCUCCCCGACCACGUUUCUCUGGAGGAAGGCGCCCUCUUGGAACCACUGUCUGUCGGAGUCCACGCCUGCCACAGGGCUGGUGUCCAGCUGGGGAGCAGCGUUCUUGUUCUGGGAGCAGGUCCCAUCGGACUGCUCUCCCUUCUGACUGCCAAGGCCAUGGGAGCAACUCACAUUGCAAUCACCGAUCUUGACCGGGGUCGUCUGGACCUGGCUGUGAAGCUGGGCGCCAAUCACGCACUGAAGGUGGACACUCGGGACGGUGAGGAGAUGGCACGCAGAGUGGAGGAAGCUUUGGGAUGUAAGCCAGAUAUCAGCAUUGAGUGCAGCGGAGCCGAGCCCAGUAUACAGACGGGUAUCUAUGCAACUAAAUCAGGCGGUGUGCUUGUCCUAGUCGGUUUGGGCCCACCAUCUGUCAACGUGCCGAUGGUCAGUGCCGCUGUGAGGGAAGUGGACAUCCGCGGCAUCUUCAGAUAUGCCAACUGCUACCCUCUCGCCCUGGAGAUGAUCGCCUCAGGCAAGGUGGACGCCAAGCCACUGAUAACCCAUCACUUCCCCCUGGAGAAGACACUGGAGGCAUUUGAGACGUCGCGGACGGGAGCAGGUGGAGCCAUCAAGGUCAUGAUACACUGUGACCAGUAGGGAGACAGGGAAUCACCAUGGCAACAGUAUGCAGAGUAACCAAUCAAAAUACUAAGCAGCUAUUGAAGGUGCUUUGUCACAGAACAAUCUCCAUAUGGACAUGAUGUUUGAUGAUCAGUGAGAUAUUUAGUUACCUUAGCAACAAAAUCCCAGAUAACCAAUCAAACUGGGGCAACCAUUAAGUCCCCUAAACUCAGGCCAAACAAAUGAACUGUAGUACUAGAACAAAAUUUUGACCUGUCAUAGUUAUAUUAACCACUUCGUACGGGGGAGUCCAGUACUGGAGACACAUUGCACAGCCCACAAGGCCAGGGUGCCCGAAAUCGGAGCUCGCUUUUGAACAAAAAAUAAAGUUUCUGGGCGUUUGUAGAAAAGUUCACUUGCUGUCAGUUAUAAGAUUGGGCCAUCAGCAAAGGUAAUUCCAUCAUUGCCUUGCAACAAUGGGUUCACUGGACUGCAAAACUGGGCCUUUAAUCACUUGGAAACAAAAGACCGAGCUGCUGGGACUUGCCAUUGAAGGUUCGUACAGUAGCUGUCAGUGCUGGCCAUUAGCAGAGGUAACCUGUCAUUGAAAUCCGGCUGUUGCCCUUAUCCAAUAUAUAUUCAUAUUUGAAUAAUUCGUCAUUGUUUUGAAACAGUAUCAUUGUGUGUUGCCAGUGCUAGCGGAUUAUAAGUGUGGACAAAAGCACUCACUCCGGCCAUUAGCGAUACAAUACCACUGAGUGCUUGUGGAAUCUGGCCACAUUAUACAGUGUUCAUUGUGCCCAUGUGCUUGUUAAAUGGCCCGAUUCAGCCUCAUGGCCCAUGUGCUCUGCAUAGCAACCCUGGCCGCCCAGCGUAUCAACCCACUGGGCUAAUUCCUGGAAUAAAGAGGAAAUUAUGCAACACCGCAUAAUGGGGGCUCCUUACGGGCCGCACGCGUGGCUGCAAUACUCACGCAUCAGUGGAGGUUACCUGUCAGAUUAGAGUGGCCACAGGACAGUCAUUCUUUUGGGUGAACAUGUGAAGUAAAUGAAGAUAUAAAUGUUUGAAGAAUUUUGAAAACAGAAAAAAAAUCGAAAAGUGCCUGGUCGAGUAGCCUCAACAUCAAAAAGUGCCCAGCAGGAAGUGGUUAACAUCACUAAUUUGGUGGAAGAUGUCUCUGUUGGUUAAUAAAGAGGCUUUUGGAAACAUGGAAAAUUCGUUGUCAAAAACUUUUUCCAAACUGUUCCAAUGUAAAAAAGAGUAAUUUUAUAAAAGAAGUAAUAUGUUUUAUGUGGUGGAGGACAUAAGAGUUAUCUCUGUUUUUGCUUCAUUUGUUUUUACUUCAAUAAUUCAUUUAUGGGAAUCUUUUCUGUUAAAUGUUUUCUUAAAAAUUCUCCUACCAAAAAACAUAAAAAUACUGGAAAAUUGUAUUCUGUAACAGUAGAAAAAAAAUUUACUAAUUGAAAAUUUUGUCUUGGUGAAUUAUACUUCCAAAGUGUGCUUGACUGUGACUGUCCCACAGUUUCAUUUUACACUGACUGUGAGAAAUGAAAACAGACUGCAAUAAAUACCGGGAAAUU
Molecule: messenger RNA, 2623 nt
Organism: Acanthaster planci (crown-of-thorns starfish)
Lineage: Eukaryota; Metazoa; Echinodermata; Asteroidea; Valvatida; Acanthasteridae
Product: sorbitol dehydrogenase-like
Biological process (GO): D-sorbitol catabolic process
Molecular function (GO): zinc ion binding; L-iditol 2-dehydrogenase (NAD+) activity
Source: RefSeq, a predicted model, not a curated record